This is a messenger RNA of Hyposmocoma kahamanoa, 1167 nucleotides long. It is a transcript of the gene Tfb4, whose product is annotated as general transcription factor IIH subunit 3. Gene Ontology annotation, biological process: regulation of DNA-templated transcription; nucleotide-excision repair. NCBI's taxonomy places the organism in Eukaryota, Metazoa, Arthropoda, Insecta, Lepidoptera, Cosmopterigidae. The coding region runs from base 243 to 1118 and encodes 291 amino acids. Gene Ontology annotation, cellular component: transcription factor TFIIH core complex; transcription factor TFIIH holo complex. The record is from RefSeq and is a predicted model, not a curated record. The transcript has 9 exons.
CACCGUGACAUUGGCAAAAUCUUCAUUCUAUGUGUUGAUGGAGCCAUAAAAAUAAAAAGUGAAGUGAAGUCAGUCUCUCAGUCUGUCACUCUGACAGAGAUUUGUUUGGUUACGAAUCGCGAGCUUGUUAAAUAUUGUUUUUGUUAUAUUUCCUGUUGAUUUGUUUGAAGAACAUUAGUUUGUCGAAUUCCCAAAAAACAAAGUGAAUGAAAUCUAUAUGAUUUGUUAACUUUCCGUUGAAAAUGGCAGAUGACGACGUACCCUCAGACAGCAGCCUUCUGGUAAUAGUAGUGGACACAAACCCCAACCAAUCAUACAUAUCUGAGGAUCCGAAGGCCCUUACACACGUACUGGAUGCAGUAAUAGCAUUUGCCAAUUCGCACCUCAUGCAGAAGUCGAGAAAUCAACUUGCUGUUAUUGGCUGCCAUUUUCAUAAAAGUGAAUACCUCUACCCAUCACCCGGCAAACCAUUAGAUGUAAGACAAAUUGAUGGACAGUAUGAAUUAUUUACACUUGUUGAGAAAACUAUUAAAAUGAGAUUAGUGAAUCUAAUAAAAAGCCAACCACACGAGGAAAAGCCAGGAGAAUCACUGCUGGCGGGAGCACUAGCUAUGGGGCUUUGCUAUAUUUCCAGAAUGCGCCGCCAGGCGAGUGUCGGCCUGCGCAUAUGCAGCCGUAUAUUGAUCGUCACCGGCAGCACCGACACCGCUGCGCAGUACAUCAAUUAUAUGAACGUUUUCUUCACUGCGCAGAAACAGCAAGUCCUCAUCGACGUGUGCUCUCUAGACAAGCAAUUGAGCUUGUUGCAACAAGGCUGUGACAUCACUGGUGGGCUCUAUCUCAAAGUGCCCUCGCUUGAGGGACUAUUACAGUAUCUAUUGUGGGUAUUCCUCCCCGAAGGCUCGGAGCGCAGCAAACUCGUCCUUCCGGGCAGAGGCCGUGUGGAUUACCGUACCGCCUGCUUUUGCCAUCGAGAACUGCUUACCAUUGGAUAUGUCUGCUCCGUUUGUCUUAGCGUAUUUUGUAAAUUUAGCCCGAUCUGCACAACUUGCCAUACGGUGUUCAAAAUGGCGGGCCCUCUACCUGUCAAACCCAAAAAGAAAAAACUCAAAGUUUGACAGUAUCAAAUUUAUAACUGAAUUAUUUUAGUUUCCUCCCGAUUCCUAA